GUUGAGGAUGCUAGUGGAGAACUCCAACGGCGGAGGCGGCGAAGGUCGCUCCUCCACCGCCACCACCAACGGCACUAAGAACGCCACCCCCAAUGGCACGCGGGGCCCCCCGACCACCACCAGAGGCCCCCCCAACACCAGCAGAGGCACCACCAACGGCACCGCCAAUGGCACCACCAACGGCACCAGCAGCAGCAGGAACAACAACAACGGCGUGGUGAAGACGACCGCCUCGACGCCCACGAAGCCCACGCCGACGAUCAGGACCACGAGCAUCUCAGGGCCCCCGAGGACCACCCUGGGCUCCCGGACACACUCCACCCCGGGGCCGGCUCUCACCUCGAGGCCCAGCUCCCACGCCGCCACCAUCACCAAGACCAGCAUCAGCAGCAGCAGCAGUAGCAGCAGCAGGAGCAUCAGCAGCAGCCCCGGCAGCAAGGGAGCCACGCCGAGCAAGAGUGCCUCCGGGGGCCUGGACGCGCAGCUCACCUACACGCCGCCGCACGUCCUCAUCCGCUCCAUCUCGUCCCUGUCGCAGCACUCGCUCAGGCCGGCCACGCCCGAGCUGGACCAGGAGGAUGGCAUAGUGUCCGUACCAGCACUGCGCAAGGGCGUUUUGCUGCAGGCACGGGACCGGCUCUUCUCGAGGUGGAAAGAGCGCUACUUUGUGCUUACAAGGGACUACUUGGCGUGCUUUAGGAGAGGGUCGACCAAGUAUUCGGAAAUGGGAUCGUUCAUUUUCAAGGUCAACCUAGCCAGCGUGGAAUGCGUAGAGUGGCAGGAUCGGCGCGGUGGCCCUGCCCUGGCCCUGGCACUCCCUAGGGAAGGCCGUGUUCUCCUUAGGGCCAAGUCAGGGUUGGACCAGUGGUACAGGUUGCUCCUGGAGGCCACCAAUGCCUCCCGACACCGCCGCAAUGUCCUGCGUCGUGGCACCUCCACCACACACUUGAACAACACCACAAACAACAACUUGGAUUUAACACCACCUGCAAAAUCAAGUGGCAUUCAGUACAGCCUCAGUGGAUCAACACCCGAGAUCACCCGCCUGUGUGAUUCAGUGUGUGACGAUUCCCCGGGUGGCACGAGCUCACGUCUCCUUACAAGGCACCAUAGAUUCUCUUUGCUGGCUGAUGCAGACCUGGGCUCUUGCGACACAGACAUUGCAACUCCGCCAUCUUCAGUCACUUCCUCCAACAAGUUCAGCACCUCGACCUCUGCCUCCAACACUUCAGGAUCAGGAGGUUCCUCAUCCCUGGCCUCCUCCCCCUCUCUGCGCGGUUCGUGUGCUUGGCCCCGACCCUCAUCCCCCCUGAGGCCCGUGGUAGGUGACGCCCCGCGAUCAAGACUCUCCCUAUACGAAGGAGCUCGGGAAAUGCCCACCUCAGCCAAGAUGCGGCAUUCAGUUUGCCUAGAGCCCCGCGAUGCCCAGGACAUGGCAAGGAAGCAGAAGAACAGACACUCGAUCUGCGUAGAACCGAGGGAUCUGGCCAGGACUCGUGCCUCACUCUGCCUCGAGCCACGCAACCCCCUGCUGGACCUGAUGGAGAGCGUCGAGGCCAUUCCCACGCUCAUCUCGCACGAGGACAGUCGGCUGCCAUCUUCCGCCAGAACCUCACCUUCGAAGAGUGAAGGAGAUAGAAGAUCAACCACCGACGUCCCCCUCCUGGUCAGCGAAGUGGACACGAGUCCCUCCCCCAGCGGUGCCCCAGCCCGUCCACGCGCGCACUCCACCUCCCUGACCCCCGAGCGCACCCUGGGCCCUCGCUCGCGCUCCAAUCUAGGCUUCUUCCGACACUCAGGCCUCUUCAACCAUUAAUCUUUCCCUGGACUAGUGGUAUUGGUAUUUUGACUGCCGGUUUCCUUCCAUCCUUCUUACUGAUGCUGUUCGAAGGGGAUAUGUACAUUUUUAUAUGCAAAAAAAAAAGAGAUUGUAAGAUGUGAAAAUAUAUAUAUAAUAAAGAGCAGAAUCUAGGCACCAGUAUACACUACCUCCCAACUGUGCUCAUGCAGUGUUGACCAUCCAUCUCUCCCUGUUGACGAGAGAAACAGUUUGACAAAGAAUAUGUGAAUUGUGUAAGCAUAUAAAAGUGUUUUUCAUGCACACUAGAAGUUGCAGAGUCAGUGUGAUUUAAUCUUGUAUUCUGUUUUAGUAUUGAGAUUGAAGAUUAUUAUAUUGCUGUUAUUUUACCCCAUGUCCCCCUCAAUGUCAUUUGUGUUUUGUCUUUAGUUCACCGUCCUAGAUUUUCUAAAUAUUUGUAAAUAGUUCAUCUGAUAUCUCUCUUGUUCUUAUUAAUAAAACAGUGGAUAAUAACAAUUAAAAAGAAAAGAGACAGGACACUUUUUUUCAAAUAAUAGGGUCUGUCACAUGACAAGAACAAAGUUUACUAAACUGGAAGUAACAAGGCAAAAAUGGUGUCCUGAACAAGUCUUCACACAAAGCACAACGUGAAGCAAAUUAUCUCCUUGGAUAGAGACUUGGCUUAACCACAUCUUAAUUGUGCCAAAUUGGGAUGAAACACCAACACAUCUCGGCUCUCAGAAGUAGAGGAAAAUGUACAGUUGGAUGUGAAAACAGUUCGAUCUGGUAUUCCUUUAAAAAAAGAAAAAAAGAAAAAAAAAAAAGAACGGAACAACAUAGGUAUUUAUGUUAGAUUUUUGCUCAAUGCAGCAAGCAAUUAUUGAUUUUUCUUUUGCGUCUCUGCUUCCCCCCCUCCCCCAUUUUCCUUUCCCUUUUUUUUUUUUUUUUUCGGUGAUGUUCUUGUGAAUGGCCAGAUAAAUAUACCAUGUAUAAACAUUGUCCACUGUGGUUUGUCAUUGUUGGAUGACAGAUGGAUACAGUUCUUGUUUAUAUGAUGACUUUGUAUGGGUGAAUGUACAUUUUGUAAUUUUUAAUUGUGUAAGUUAAUAGUUAGUGGAUUCUGUACAGUACAUAUUUUUUAUUUCCAAAGUGAAUAUACCUUGACCAGUGAAAGUCUGUUGUAUAGAAUGUACAAGUAUUCCCAAUUGAAAAGAAACUAGUCAUUUUAGGGUUUGGAUACAGGAACAAAGAUUGAUACACAUAUAAACAGAAAAUGAAAAAAAAACAAAUUUUACGUUAUUUAUUUAAACAUACAUGUGUAUUUUUUUUCUUUUCUUUUCAACCCGUUCCAGUAUUCAUGUGUUCUCACGCAGAUUUCUGUAUCAAGGUUUUUCUUGUAAUGAUUUUGAACUUUUCAUAUUGAUGUCAUAAUUAUUUGUGCUAUUAACAUCAUCAUGAACAUCACUGGCACUGUGCUAAUUAUUGUUAUGGUAAUAUUUUUAUAUAUAAUUCCUCUUAUUAUUGAGGAUAUAAUUAGUAUUUUAUUGUUAUUAUAUUUUUAUCUGAUUUUUUUUUUUUUUUUUUUUUUUUUUUUUUUUUUUUUUUUUUUUUUUUUUUUUUGUAUCAUCAUCAUCAUUAUCAUUAUUAUCGUUAUUGUCAUCAUCAUAAUCUUCAUUUUGAAUAUUUUUCUAGUUAUUCUUUACACCCAAUUUGAAAUCUGUGGCUUUGGUACAGAAUUCUGUGUGAGAUGGAGUUUGUACUUUGUGGAAAGAAACUCGUACAUUUUUGGCCUUCGAUUCUGUCAGUCAGGGUCGCAUUGUAUUUUUUUUUCUCUUUUUUUUCUUUUUUCUGUUUAAUGUGCUAUACAUGUAUUGAUACCGGAACAGAAAGAGAUGAAUAUUAUGUUAUACAUAAUAUCAAUAGAUGUCCAGUUAUAGUAUGGAUUGUAGAACUCAGCUUCCUUUUUUCCCUUUCCAUGUACCCAGUAAAAGUAAGAAAUUAAGAAAAAGAAAAAAAUGAGAGAAAGAAAUGACUCAUUUUGAUGUGAACUUUACAUGAAAAAUUGACAGGUCGAAAAAUGAAAGAUAUAAAAUAGCACCGAGUUGCAUUCUGUCAAAAAUACACAGAAUGCUCGUUAAGGAGAAACAAUUACCGUGUAAUUUUCAGGGAAACGAAUGCAGGACUCCGAGUAAGGACCGAACACUCACAGCUAAAUACAAUCACAUUAUACUGGGGUUCAACUUUUCUGCCGUCAUGAAGUCCACUGCCAAACCAGCAGUUGGCAUCAACCACUUAUGGCUGCGUAAGUGGUUAUAUAGCAUCCCCCCGUAGGAACAGUAGAUUUGAAAGUUAUACAUGUUAGCUAGCUUAACAUUUUUUUUUUGUUUUUGUUUUUUUUCUCUUAUGAAUGUCCCACUCCACAAUACUGCCAAUGAACUACAGCUCUGGUAUAUACUUUUAUCUUUUCUUCUUCUUUUUUUUCUUUUUUUUCCCUUUUUUACUUUUUUUUCUCUUUGAAUAAGACGUGAUUUGUGAAAUGUUGACUGUAGAGAGAGUGACAUGUAUUGCAGCUGUGUACAUAAUAGAAUCCUUUUAUGAAGUGGCUAGACAGGUUCCAUGACAUUAUUUUCAUACAUUCAUUCUCCUGUUCAGAUAUUUCUCUUUUUUUUUU
Molecule: messenger RNA, 4469 nt
Organism: Penaeus indicus
Lineage: Eukaryota; Metazoa; Arthropoda; Malacostraca; Decapoda; Penaeidae
Product: mucin-2-like
Exons: 7
Coding region: 8-1816 (602 amino acids)
Source: RefSeq, a predicted model, not a curated record